CUCUCAACUCCAGUGAGCUGCUUGUCUCAAACCAUAGCUUCUGAAGAGUAAGGUGUGCUGCUUUUCAGCUUACAGCCAUGGCUCUUGGACCACUUUUCAGAGUUUCCUGGAUUUGUCUGUUGCUGUGUGACUUCACUGUAGGAUUACCAAUCACAAGAGAGUAUGGAUAUCCAUAUUAUGAAGACCCAAGUUACCAACAACCUGGUUCUGGUUCAGCCACACCUCAACUAAACGCACAACGUGCUCGUGCGGUAGGGGGGCUUAUUAAUGGCAGCUCAACAGACUGGGUCCAGGAAAACCUUGAAACCCCACUUGAAUUUCCUUUAAGCCCCAACUACCCUCUGAUUGCUCCUGCAGAGUCAAAGUCUCCAAGCGUUGAGUCGUGGCAGCCUAAGCCAGCAAGCAAUGGUUCUAGUUUGGCUAACCAGAACAUCAACCUUGGCUCCCGUGAAAGUGGCUCAAGGAACAUCCCUCAUCUUGUUUUUGAAAACGUCUUUCAAUAUCCAUCUGAGAAUAUUGACACUUCCAAUACUGCAGGAGGGUAUGGUCAAGCUGCGGGCCAGGGGACUUCAACAGGAUCUGCUCCACCACCAAAAUGGCCCUCAUUCCCCAAAAACCCAGCAAAUGAAAGGGCCCAACAGGCAAAGCAAAAUUAUGGAAAGAUGCCAAAACCAGUUUUUAGCCCCAGAAUAGCAUUUGCUCCCCAGAGAGUGAGUGAACCAUUCGCUCAAAGCUAUAUAAGCCAGUCCAGAAACAGCUACCAGCGAGCAAAGUAUCGACAAUCCAACACCAGGUACUCUCCAAGGACCAAAUGGUAACCAACAUGGAUUUUUGAAUUGGAAGUUGCAGAAUGUGAUGUCCUCCCAAAGAAACAAAAUAAAACUUUUGAAAC
Messenger RNA from Gymnodraco acuticeps, 892 nucleotides. RefSeq lists its product as uncharacterized. The record is from RefSeq and is a predicted model, not a curated record. NCBI's taxonomy places the organism in Eukaryota, Metazoa, Chordata, Actinopteri, Perciformes, Bathydraconidae. Bases 78 to 818 code for a protein of 246 amino acids. The transcript is spliced from 5 exons.